UUUGAUAACAAUUAUAAACAAACCGUUCAUACACGCCGGCUAGUUAGCAUAUCAAUACUUGUGUGUAUCCGAUUUUUUUUUAUUUUUAUACAAAACGAUUUCGUUUUUUAUUGCUUUAUUUUUUUUUCAUAGCCUUGAAAUAUCGAUAGCCAUUGGAUGAUUCACACACGUGGGGGUCGCGUCUCGUUCUUGUGUAGCAGACGAGCCGAGUCGAUGUAACGGAAUGGAGUAAAGAAAGCAAAACAAACCACUACCGGUGUGUUGUGCUCACAGUUCACUCGUCGGAGUAUAGAGAUUUUUGUUUUGGUGUGUUUCUCCUGAAGGUUUUUAACACACUGGUCAUUUGAAAAAAAAAACACGGACUAUUUCUAAGAUGGACAAAAAAUCUAGGUGAUAUUCAGGAUCUACAUCUGUUACCUGUGAAGUGCGAUUACAAUCUUUAAAAGGACGAUGUCCGGUGAUCAAUAAAAUAUGGAUUUAAUCAGCAACCGACCCAGGCAGGCCUGUCGGUCAAAGGUGCUGACCCAGAUCUGUCUGUUGACGCUGGUCGUCGCGCUUCUGUUUGGACACGUGGACAAGGUCAGGGCUCAGGGUGAAGCUCCGCCGACCUCCACAGUAGAAAGCUUGCAAAAUGGAACAGAAACGAUCACAGAGGCGAAAGCAACCACUUCCACCGAAGCCACCAUUGCAGCAACAGACGCAUCAUCUUACACAACACCAUCAGAUACAGCACCGUCGCCAACAAAUGUUGACCCCACAAGUCCGGCGACGUUGUCAGAAAUUUCGACCAUCAUUCCCCAGGAAUCACUCGCUUCCUCCACCCCCACAUUCCAAACCAGCGUUCUUUCAUACGCUGACACCCCUUCAAACAUGGACUCGUCCACCCCUGCAGUUACAUCCUCAGCGCUUCAAGAAAAUUUAUCCGUGGACUCUUCAAGUAAUGGGGUAACUUCUUCCAUAGAGUCUUCACAAGGUGUUGAUGCUUCAUCCAUCUUGUAUGAUUCACCGUCACAGACAAUAGCCUCAAGUGUUCCACCUACUGACACAACUCAGCAAUCAAGUGAGUUUCAAACUCCAAGCUUAUCAACAAAUGCUGUGGAAGCUUUGACCACACUUGUGACAUUCCAAACUUCUGAGAUGCCUUCAGCACCAAUGUAUACAGGACAAGAAUCUACUUACGUGGUCUCUGAUUGGUCAGAUUCACCAGUUCAGGAUACAAUCAAAGCUUCUGAUUUGUCAGCUUCAUCAACACAAGAUGCAAUCAAAGCUUCUGAUUGGUCAGAUUCAUCAACACUAGAUACAAACAAAGCAUCUGAUUGGUCAAUGUUAUCAGUUCAGGAUUCAAGCUUACCAGCUACAAUCCAAUCAAGUUCAACUGAAUUUGUUAUUACUACCUCAACUUUGAUCAAUUUUCCCCAAAGUUCUGCUUCCAGUACAGAAUUACUAACAACCGUAGACUUAUCCUCAAGUGUUCUUGAUCCUGGGUCCUUGAAAGUGUCUGAUGUCACCACAACUGAGAUGUAUCCCACUAGUGUUGUAACUGAUUCAAGUUCCAGUUCAGUGGUUUUAAGUGAAUAUUCAUCAGAAACCAAGUUAGACUCGUCAACAGGUUUGGUUUAUAAAAAUGUUUUGCUUUGUUAG
Messenger RNA from Physella acuta, 1641 nucleotides. Its product is annotated as mucin-2. The record is from RefSeq and is a predicted model, not a curated record. Lineage: Eukaryota; Metazoa; Mollusca; Gastropoda; Physidae.